Messenger RNA from Impatiens glandulifera, 930 nucleotides. RefSeq names its product 60S ribosomal protein L13-1-like. Gene Ontology annotation, molecular function: structural constituent of ribosome; RNA binding. Gene Ontology annotation, biological process: translation. The record is from RefSeq and is a predicted model, not a curated record. Bases 151 to 774 code for a protein of 207 amino acids. Gene Ontology annotation, cellular component: ribosome; cytosolic large ribosomal subunit. Lineage: Eukaryota; Viridiplantae; Streptophyta; Magnoliopsida; Ericales; Balsaminaceae. The transcript has 5 exons.
UAAAAAAAAAAAAAUCUCGUCUUUCUUAUACAUUGCUAGGGUUUUACUAUAUAAACAUACAUUCCUGCCGCCGUUUGAGCCUCUGAGAGAGAAGCUGCAAACGCUGGUCGACAUUUCUCCUUUCUUCGUUUUCAUUCCUUAAGGUAAGUUAUGGUGAAGCAUAAUAAUGUUAUCCCAAAUGGACACUUCAAGAAGCAUUGGCAGAACUAUGUGAGGACCUGGUUUAAUCAGCCAGCUCGUAAAACAAGAAGAAGAACUGCUAGACAAAAGAAGGCUGUGAAGAUUUUCCCUAGACCUACUGCUGGUUCCCUCCGUCCUAUAGUUCAUGGUCAGACAUUGAAGUACAACAUGAAACUAAGGCAAGGAAGAGGAUUUUCUCUUGAGGAACUUAAGGCAGCUGGUGUUCCUGCAAAGCUUGCUCCAACCAUUGGCAUAUCUGUUGAUCACCGUCGCAGAAACCGCUCUCUGGAAUCUCUCCAGGCUAAUGUUCAGAGGCUGAAAACUUACAAGGCCAAGUUGGUUGUUUUCCCAAGGAGAUCUGGAAAAUCCAAGGCUGGUGACUCUACUCCUGAGGAGUUGGCCACAGCCACUCAAGUCCAAGGUUCUUACUUGGCUAUCACACGUGAAAAGCCAACUGUGGAGUUCGUUAAGGUGACUGAUGAGAUGAAAUCAUUCAAGGCGUUUGAUAAGCUGAGACUCGAGAGGACGAACAAACGUCAUCUUGGUGCUAGGUUGAAGAGAGCUGCCGAGGCUGAGAAAGAAGAGAAGAAGUAAGAAUCCAUAUCUAUUAGACAAAUUUCCGCAAUUGGUCUACUUUUGGGAGUUGUGAUUUUGCUUGUUAGACAAAGUUUACUUUAUUGGUACAUUCAGUUUCAACAAAUACUUUCAAACUAUUUAUGUUUAAUUUUACUUUUAUCUAAGACAUGGUUG